Messenger RNA from Sycon ciliatum, 3505 nucleotides. Its product is annotated as RNA-binding protein MEX3B-like. NCBI's taxonomy places the organism in Eukaryota, Metazoa, Porifera, Calcarea, Leucosolenida, Sycettidae. The record is from RefSeq and is a predicted model, not a curated record. The coding region runs from base 593 to 2212 and encodes 539 amino acids. Gene Ontology annotation, molecular function: metal ion binding; RNA binding. The transcript is spliced from 3 exons.
CUCGCCAUUCGAAGAGCGACCCGAGGUCCGGUGGUAGCCGAAACUGCCCGCCUAUUUUUUCUAUAAAUUCUAUUCAGAUUUACAGGAGCUCGUAGUCGUACAGAUGCAAUUUAUGUCUAACGGAACGAGGAAAGUCGAAGAAGAGUAUUUUUUGUCUAACUUCAACAUUCAAGUAUUUUCUUCCAGCAGUAUUUCUCACACUAGCGACAGCCCCGGUCACGUCUUUAGCUUCUAAGUAAGUAACUGCUUCCACUUUCACUAGCUAGCUGAGCCUCUCUAGUCUUCCUGUGAAAAUCAACGUGAAAAGGAUCAGCCCUAGCGCGAGGCGCAGAUCACGCCAGCUCCUGUCUGACCAAUCACCGCGCGUUGCUCGUUCGUAGCUUCACACCUUUCUGUGGCCAGGCUAGGCUACGAGAGUCCGUUGGAGACGAAUAGUAAACUGCGCGCCAGCCACACCUUGCUCACUUUGCCUAGAGUAGCUACAGGAGUCGGUCGGUUCGAACGCCUGCUGUUGCGAAAAGGAACAAGUAGCAAGAAAGCUUGUUGUGUGUUUUUCUAUCCGUGGAGCUUCUUCUUCCCCGCAGCAGCAAUUAUGGUUUCUCUUGCCGGGCAGCGCAUUUCGGAGCUCCGCGACCCUCCGACCAGCUUCAGUGUCAAGGACAACAGUAGACUUGUUCUGGAUUACCAUAGUCUGGACCCGCAUGAUAGUCACACCCUGUCGCACUGGGUUUCGCAGAUGUCCAUGAACCACACAGCUCCCACAACCAGGAGCUCCAACAUCACUGAGCGUGUCAGCGUUCCCAGCUCGGAGCAUGUGGCAGAAAUUGUCGGCCGUCAAGGGUGCAAGAUCAAGGCUCUUCGAGAUAAAACUGGAACCUACAUCAAGACACCUGUUCGUGGCGACGAACCUGUCUUCAUCGUCACAGGUCGUCCAGAAGACGUCAGCACUGCACGAAAGGAGAUCCUGGCCGCCGCCGAGCACUUCACUCAGAUCCGCGCGUCGCGCAGUCGCGGAGGCAAUGCCAGCGGCUCUCAGUACAGCAUGCCUCUGAGCUACGGCGGCCUAGCUGCCCCGUCACGACCACCGGACAACGACAUCACCAUCAAGGUCCGUGUUCCGUACCGCGUGGUUGGAUUGGUCGUAGGACCUAAGGGCUCCACCAUCAAGCGGAUUCGGAUUCAGCAGACGACCGGCACUUUCAUUGUCACUCCAAGCCGAGAUCGCGAGCCGUGUUUCGAGGUGACGGGCAGCGCGGAAAACGUCGAGCAGGCCAAGGACGAGAUUGAGAACUACAUCGCCAUGCGCACACGCAACAGUGAAGAAGAGGAUGUAGAGGGCGGUCGUCGUUCACCCAAUAGUCAUCACCACAUGCGUUCAGGGCGCACUUCUGACGGCAUGUCGGGACGUCUCAACUCGGUAGUUUCGCCUCUGUCUCUGCUGAACGACAGUGAGAGCCCGUUCGAGCCCAGCAACCUGGCUAAUGCCGUCGAUCAGUUGGCCACGCACAACUUGUCCUACCUUGCGUUCCAGCAGUACGGUGUCACUGGACAUCCCGACCUGCCCAACACACUCGGCCCGCUCCAGCAGGCCCAGCAGCAGCAUCAGCAGCAGCAGGCCCUGCGCAGUCUGAGCCAAGGGUAUCCGCGAGAGCGCUCACUUUCUCGCGCCAGCUCUGCCCACUCCAACCAAUCCCAGAAUUUGAUUUCUAUGCACUCGGACGUACCUCAUCGUCCUGUUGGUCUUACCGUCAGUGACCCUACAUCAGAGAUUGGCCGUGUUCGCCGAAUACAUCAUUCUCUUCUUCCCGAAUCUCGCGACGCAAAAUCCGCGUCUAGCAUCUUCGGUGGCGGGAACUACGGUGCAGUGGGCACCUCGCCGACCACUCCCAGUACAACAGGCUCUGGCAACGCAUUCAACAUCAGCCUGUCCACACCAUCGGCCAGCAGCAUCAGCCCAUUCGAGACACCCGAAUCACACUGCACCAACUCUAGCUCCGACGAGCCAGGCAUCUCGCCGCGUAGCCGAGAGAGCAAGACUUGCUACUUGUGCCGUGUGGAGCACGCCAAGGAAACUGCCCUGGUGCCAUGUGGCCAUGUGUACUGCCACGCCUGUGCAGUGAAGGCCUACAGUGACAACAACCGAAUGUGCCCAAGGAUGGGUUGUAACUGCCGUGUUGAGGACAUCCUGCGCAUUCGCGUAAGUCAGGAUUGAAGCAGCGGCUCCAAACUGCACCACAGCGACAGGGAUGUAUCGCUUCACGUAUGACACGGUUGGUUUGUAACUAUGUGUGUAAUGGUCGACUUGUGUUGUUGCUGGUCCUAAGUUAAAAUGUUUUCGUCUCGCGGGAUGGAACUGGAUAUGGUCAAUUGUACUGAACUCUGCCUUCGUCGUUUUCCUUCGCCAUUGACUGCAUGUGUAGAUGCACUGCACUUCAGUCGGCGAUUUAGUUUUGAUGCGUGUUGUCUAGUGUGUCUAGUGUGAUUGUGGUCUUGGCCUUCGUGUGUGUUGUCAAAGUUCAAACGCAGAUCUUUGUAUUCAUCCUCGCUGUGUGUAUACGUGCCCAAUGACACGUGUGUUUGUAUGCACGCAUUGUACUAAUCGCAGAUGUAUUGUUGUGUUGGUGCCCCCCCCCCCCUUCUCUGUUAUCGAAUUCGAAAAUUCACAGAUGCACACUUGUUCUGCAAUAAUCUGCCUGUCUGUAUUGCUUGGUUCGUCAGCUUGUGUGCCUACAUAUAAAUUCCGGUGCAGCCCACAAAGCACUGCAUAUCUUUGUCAAUAUUACGUUAGUCUCGGGUCUUUAGAAAGUCAGAGACAGACAGAGAGAGAAAAAAGAAUGGAAUAUCAUAUGCCGCGUCAAAUGAUAUGGGAAGACGAAUGUUUACAAAGGUAGUCCUUGUAGGCGUAUUUGCUUUCGUUAGCCCCGGCCUGGAGUUUCUUUUGGCGCGAUGCUUUCUUACGCAAGCCCCCAUCCCCCUAUAAUCCGUAUCAAUUAAAAAAACCCUGAUUUCCUCAUUUUCCGUGCUAUCACCUGUUGUUUCUACUCUAUCAUCAUCAUCAUCAUCACACAUCCUUAUUUAGUAUGGUAUAUCUAGCCCGGGGAGGUCAAAAAAGAGUACGCAUUAUUAUGUCUCUGUCUCUCAUUUCGCACCCCGGGUCCAGUGUAUUAUUUAAUCCCGAGUCUACGUAUUUCCAUAUGAACAUUUACUAUACUCUCCCUGCUCGUCUGACAGCACAGGAUGGCAGCAGCUAACUCUAGUCUCGACCGAUAUCGGAGAGACGAUUUUUUCCCUUUCAUAUUACGUUUUUAUGCAUAGCUCCCUUCCAGUUUGCAGACAGCACCAAUAUUGUGGUUUCUCCUAGUAUGAGCAUAUAUAGCGACGACACCAGUUUCUAUUAUGGAUAUUUCUCUCUUUUUCACCUUUAUAUCGACUAAUGCUGACCGGUGCAAGCGUGUGAUUAAUUAUUCGAUUUAGAAAGAAAGUUUUUUUGCGAUCAUCCAACCUA